Messenger RNA from Pleuronectes platessa (European plaice), 2618 nucleotides. RefSeq names its product growth factor independent 1A transcription repressor b (gene gfi1ab). The record is from RefSeq and is a predicted model, not a curated record. The transcript has 7 exons. NCBI's taxonomy places the organism in Eukaryota, Metazoa, Chordata, Actinopteri, Pleuronectiformes, Pleuronectidae. Gene Ontology annotation, molecular function: DNA-binding transcription factor activity; RNA polymerase II cis-regulatory region sequence-specific DNA binding. Gene Ontology annotation, biological process: regulation of transcription by RNA polymerase II. Bases 1112 to 2293 code for a protein of 393 amino acids.
UUGUCUCAGGAAGUGAUUUCUCUCGCGGUUUUCAGAACUCAGCCUCAUCUUCUGAUCAUUUCAUGCAGAAAACCACAUUUUAAAAGCACAGUCCUCGUCAGGCACUUACCCACUAAAAGAUUUACCAGGUUCGUAUUAAUUCUAAAUACUGAUGAUUAUUUAGGGCAGUCGGGUUAUGAUGGCCGGUGUACUGGGAUGUUAUAAUUUUAAAUUAGCUGUGAUUGAUUGCGCAUGCAAAUAUUCUAAAGUGAAAGUCAGCUACAGUUUAUUCAAUUGUUGACAAACUGCUUGUAAAAUCCUCAACAUUUAUCCUUUUACCAGUUAAUUGGACGUGCAGUUUAUAAAAAAUGAUUAAGUAUAAGUGUCACUGUAAUAAUAAGUCCUAUACAUGUUACUGUUACAGUUUAGAAAGAUUUGCAAACGCAUUCAAUAAUUUUAGAUUAAAUUGUAUGCAGCUCUUGAACUGUUAAUGUGGAGCCAUAGGAGGAGUUGAAUCAUUUAGUGUUUUCACAUAUAUGGAGGCGUUUAGAAAAAAUAAAAAAAAAAAAAAACCUUUCUGAAUGCAAAAUUGAAAUUAAGCAUUUGCUUAUGCAAAGUAUUCAAAUAAAUUAUUAUAUUCUGUUCCACGCACAUGAGAAAAAAACUGUUUUUGUUUUCUGCAGAACUACUACUAGCAUUUUGAUUUUGAUUACUAUCAUUGGGGCAUUGUUUGUUUUAUAUUGAACUCAUUACCUUCAUGGCAGGAUGACACAGUUGCUCUUUAUUACGCACAGAGGCCACACUGCUCGGUAUCGGCCCGUCGCUCUCCUCCUCAGGGUAGCAGCUCGGGGCCUGUCGGCGUCAUCCUCCACUUUUAUCGGCUCUGGCUUCAUAUCUCCACCGACAUGUUGUCCGGAUGCAGCGGCCGUACUGCGUCUAAUCGAGCCGGGACAUGUGGCGCUUUGAUUUCCUGUCCUCUUUCCACUGAUACGAAAACCUUGAAUCUUGAAAUCCAGCAGCAGCAGCAGCAGCAGAGACCAGAUCAAGUGUGCGCAGAGUUGAGAGCGAGCAGUGACGGGACUCUCUGCAGCUGGAUCUUCAUCAGCACCGCAGCUCUCGGGCCACAUCAGAGAUGCCUCGCUCCUUCUUGGUGAAGAGUAAGAGGGCGCACAGCUACCACCAGCCCCGCUCUUUGGUGGACGAAUACAGCAGGCUGGACUCGCUACUGGCGCAUAUAUGCUCAGAGCCAGAUAAACUCCCCGGUGACACCGACAUGACGGUGGACAGUUAUGGGCUCUCUCCGGAUUCCCCUCUGGCCGACGUCGCCGACUACUGCCCCAAGUCCCCGCUGAGCUGCCCCGGCAGUCUGUGUGCUCCGUCCCCGGACUACGAGGACAUCUGGAGGCCUCCGUCUCCCUCUGCAUCGCCAGCCGACUCGGACAAAUCUCUGUCCCCCCUGGUGGACGAGACCCAGCCCUUCACCGUGCCCUUCCGGCCGUACGCCUGGACUAGCUACCAGGGGCCCGGGCUGAGGCCCCUGGUGCAGCCGAAUCUCCACCGCCACUCCGGCCUGGAGGUGGACAGGGGCGCGGCGGCGAUUUCCUUCUACGGGGAUCAUGGCUCGCACUCGGCGCUGUACACGGAGCGCGUCCUGGGCGAGGAGGCGUACGGUGAAUACAGGAGACACGCCGCCGCCGCUGCCGCCGCCGCCGCUCUGCUGUUUCCCGACGGAGGCCUGCAGGGGAAAGCGCACGGUGCCAAGGCCCCGUCUGAGCUGCUGUGUCCCAGCCUCAUCUUGAACGGUGCCUACAAGUGCAUCAAGUGCAGUAAGGUGUUUUCCACUCCACACGGUUUAGAAGUCCACGUCCGGAGGUCGCACAGCGGCACCAGGCCGUUUGCGUGCGACAUGUGCGGGAAAACCUUCGGCCACGCAGUGAGCCUGGAGCAGCACAAAGCCGUGCACUCGCAGGAGAGAAGCUUCGACUGCAAAAUCUGCGGCAAGAGCUUCAAGAGGUCGUCCACCCUGUCCACGCACCUGCUGAUCCACACCGACACGCGGCCGUACCCGUGUCAGUACUGCGGCAAGAGGUUCCACCAGAAGUCUGACAUGAAGAAGCACACGUUCAUCCACACAGGCGAGAAGCCGCACAAAUGUCAGGUGUGUGGGAAAGCGUUCAGCCAGAGCUCCAACCUCAUCACGCACAGCAGGAAACACACCGGCUACAAACCGUUCGGCUGCGACCUGUGCGGCAAAGGGUUCCAGAGGAAGGUGGACCUGAGAAGACACAAGGAGACGCAGCACGGACUGAAGUGAAGGAGACACUGUGUCCUCUCAUGGUCUGACACACACAGACGGACAUUUUACGCAAAGACAUUUAAAUCCCAAAUCGCCCUGUUUGAGGACAUUGCUUGGAUUAAAGGAUCACGCCGAUCCUCUAUUUAAAAAAACUUAAAUGUGAAAAUUGCAUUGAGAAUAUAUUUAAUAUUUGUUUCUAUUUAUUCUAUCAAAGAAAACAUGAAAUAGACAAACGGGUUUUUUUCAUUGUGAAGACAUGUGAGCAACACUAAACUCCAGGCUGCUGUCAGGCCAAACGAAAAGCUGUCACUGUGACAUGAUGAAUAAAAACCCAUGAGUAUGA